Molecule: messenger RNA, 674 nt
Organism: Meloidogyne enterolobii
Lineage: Eukaryota; Metazoa; Nematoda; Chromadorea; Rhabditida; Meloidogynidae
Source: the annotation of a GenBank genome assembly
AAAAUAUGUUUUAUAAAUUUUCAUUAUUAAUUAUUUCAUCUUUAAUUUAUUCAAGUAAUUCACAACAAUGUUCAGGCAAACCUAACUAUAAUUGCAAAUAUGUUUGUAAUGGAAUUGACUUUUUGGUUGAAGGAUUGGAGAAUAGUGAUUAUGGAUUGAGUUUAAAAACUUCUGAUUAUCAGAGAAGCCGUCCUGCUAAUGGAUUUAUCAAAUGCAAUCCAAAUUCAACAAAACCAACAUUGGUAGAUGUAUUUUAUGACAGCCAAGCAAAACCUGGAAUUUAUGAACCUGAAGCAAUUCGGGUUCUUUGUGGUAAAAGUGGAGGAAUGAAGAAUUUCUGUGUUUGUAAUGAAGAUGGUAAUUGUUUUGUACCUGUAAAGAAUAAUGUUCCUGUAUAUGCUGAAUUGGCACCUUAUUGUGAUCAGUAUGCGGGUCCUCACGUUUACUUGGAACUUUACAGAGGGGCCCUUUCUUUGGAGAAUAACCCUAACAUAUUGUACACACCUAAACCUAGCCAAGUAUUUGGAUGUGGCACAGAUUAUAUGAAAAUAGGAGCAGUCAGCUGUAAUGGAUGUGCAGUAAUUAAGAAAGCAUUGUGUAAGAAGGAUUGUAAAGGAUAUUUUGUACCAAAUAAAUUGGAUGUACAAGAUAUUAAAGGAAUUUUGAAUAAUUAA